GGUUAGCAUCUGGCUCAGGGGCUGACGAUUUUCGAAAAGUUUAACGGUGGGGUAAGCAAGGAGACCCAGUCACAACGUUGUGAUUGCAACACUUAGGGAGACAGCGAGUAAACCUCCAGAACACCGAGUUCAGUGCCUAGAGGGGGGGGCCGCUGACGUCACUUCCGCCCACGGUCUAAAACCGCGCCUGCGCACUGCGUCUCUUCCUCUCCGGCUUGGGCUUCGGUUCCGGCGACAUGGCCAAACGCACCAAGAAGGUCGGGAUCGUCGGGAAAUACGGGACCCGCUAUGGUGCCUCCCUCCGGAAAAUGGUGAAGAAAAUUGAAAUCAGCCAGCACGCCAAGUACACCUGCUCCUUCUGUGGCAAGACCAAGAUGAAGAGACGGGCCGUUGGCAUCUGGCACUGUGGUUCCUGCAUGAAAACAGUGGCUGGUGGGGCCUGGACCUACAACACGACUUCUGCCGUCACAGUGAAGUCCGCCAUCAGAAGACUGAAGGAACUGAAAGACCAGUAGAAGCAUACCGUUUGAGACCUGCCUGUGCUCUAAUAAAUGGGUUAAUUUACGUAA
Peromyscus eremicus (cactus mouse) is the source of this 569-nucleotide messenger RNA. RefSeq names its product ribosomal protein L37a (gene Rpl37a). Bases 237 to 515 code for a protein of 92 amino acids. The record is from RefSeq and is a predicted model, not a curated record. Lineage: Eukaryota; Metazoa; Chordata; Mammalia; Rodentia; Cricetidae. Gene Ontology annotation, cellular component: ribosome. The transcript has 4 exons. Gene Ontology annotation, molecular function: structural constituent of ribosome. Gene Ontology annotation, biological process: translation.